Molecule: messenger RNA, 1638 nt
Organism: Anoplopoma fimbria (sablefish)
Lineage: Eukaryota; Metazoa; Chordata; Actinopteri; Perciformes; Anoplopomatidae
Gene: chrnb2
Product: cholinergic receptor, nicotinic, beta 2
Biological process (GO): chemical synaptic transmission; regulation of membrane potential; signal transduction
Cellular component (GO): synapse; postsynaptic membrane; neuron projection
Molecular function (GO): transmembrane signaling receptor activity; acetylcholine-gated monoatomic cation-selective channel activity
Source: RefSeq, a predicted model, not a curated record
AUGAUGAUGGACGGCUGGCCGUCGCUGAUGCUGCUGGCUGUCCUCGCCAUUGCGGGAGGCGGCCUCGGGGCAGACACAGAGGAGCGGUUGGUGGAGCAUCUCUUAAACCCUGCCCACUACAACAAACUGAUCCGUCCCGCGACUAACGGCUCCGAGCUGGUUACCGUGCAGCUGAUGGUGUCGCUGGCUCAGCUCAUCAGCGUGCAUGAAAGAGAGCAGGUGAUGACCACCAAUGUCUGGCUGACACAGGAGUGGCAGGACUAUCGGCUGACUUGGGUCCCUGAGGAGUUUGAUGGGAUGUUGAAGGUCAGGCUGCCCUCAAAACACAUCUGGCUGCCGGACGUGGUGCUCUACAACAAUGCUGAUGGGGUGUACGAGGUGUCAUUCUACUCCAACGCGGUGGUUUCCUACGACGGCAGUAUCUUCUGGUUGCCCCCGGCCAUCUACAAGUCAGCCUGCAAGAUCGAGGUAAAGCACUUCCCCUUCGACCAGCAGAACUGCACGCUGCGCUUCCGCUCCUGGACCUAUGACCGCACAGAGAUCGAUCUGGUUCUCCGUGCUGACGUGGCCAGCAUGGACGACUUCACGCCCAGCGGCGAGUGGGACAUCAUCGCCCUGCCCGGCAGACGAAACGAGAACCCAGCCGACCCCACCUAUGUGGACAUCACCUACGACUUCAUCAUUCGCAGGAAGCCGCUUUUUUACACCAUCAACCUCAUCAUCCCGUGUGUGCUCAUCACCUCGCUGGCCAUCCUGGUCUUCUACCUGCCCUCUGACUGCGGAGAGAAGAUGACGCUCUGCAUCUCCGUGCUGCUGGCUCUCACUGUGUUCCUGCUGCUGAUCUCUAAGAUCGUCCCCCCCACGUCACUAGACGUCCCCCUCGUGGGGAAGUACCUGAUGUUCACUAUGGUCCUGGUCACUUUCUCCAUCGUCACCAGUGUGUGUGUGCUCAACGUACACCACCGCUCGCCGACCACACACACCACCCCCUGGGUUAAGCUGGUGUUCCUCAACAAGCUUCCCGCCUUGCUCUUCAUGCGGCAGCCCAGGAACAGCUGCGAGCGCCAGCGGCUGCGCCAGAGAAGGAGGGCCCAGGAGCAGAAGGAGGGUGGGCGCAGCGGGGAGGCGGGGGCCCUGGUGGUGGGGCUCGGGUUGGGCAACGCUGGCGGGAACGGAGGGGGAACCUCCACAGGGGUGUUCAGCAAGGAGGACAAUGACCCUUGUACCUGCUACGUGAAUCGGGCGUCUGUUAAACAGUUCGGAGGGGAUCUGGGAGGAGCUGGUGGGGGAUCCAUGGAUGGUCUGAACAGGGUGAGGGAGGGCCGGGAAGGGGCCUCUGGAAACCUGCCACGGGGGAAGCAAGCAGCGGGAGGUCCCGCUCUGACUCAGGCCCUGCUGGCUCAAGCCUGUCCGGGCUUUGAGGAGGCUGUGGAAGGAGUUCGCUUCAUCGCCAACCACAUGAAGAGUGAGGAUGAUGAUCAGAGUGUGAGCGAGGACUGGAAGUACGUCGCCAUGGUGAUCGACCGCCUCUUCCUGUGGAUCUUUGUGUUUGUGUGCGUGUUUGGCACACUGGGCAUGUUCAUGCAGCCGCUUUUCCAGAAUUACACAGUCAAGACCAUCACCAGCUCGCCGGGCUGA